AAACGAAAAAGAAAAAGAAAGGAUAUCUGCCCCUUGUUCACCAGGCUGUUUCAGUGUGAGGUUAUUCGAGCUCCUGUUCGAAAAGCCUGAAACUUCAAGGAAAAAUGGCACCGAAUUUACAGGCUUUUGAGCUUCUCCUGUACUUUUUUCCACAUCUAGGAUUCUGAAUCUCUUUGUACAUUUUCCGUUUUUUUUUUUUUUGAGCUGAUUAGCCGUGACUUUGAAGCUUGUGGCCACCGUUCCAAGAAGGCGGAACCCUUACUCUGGUAUUCUGCACUGUGAUGUUGUUCUUAUUUGGCUAUUGAGGCGCAAUUGCAGAGAGAGAAAAUGUUUGGCUUUUCUCGUCGGCGAAUGAAACUUGGAAGGCUCAAAGUUCAGCUAACAGAUUCAGCGCAAGGAAUAAGGAGUCCGAUAAGACAUCCUAAGCGCCACAGCCAUUCCAAUGGAGAAGGUGUGGUAUCAACUGGUAAUCACCUCAUAGAAGCGAGAUCUGAUGCUCCAAAUAGCCAGUCUUCAUCUAUUGGUCAUGAUGUUAGUGAUAGUGGAUCUGGUAACACUGAGAAUUGGAUCCCGCUGUCUACCCUUGGGCAAAAACCUGAACCACGCGCCAAUCAUGCAGCAACUGUGAUUGGGUGCAAAAUGCUGGUAAUUGGUGGGGAAUGCGGAGGAAAAUUAUUGGAUGAUGUACAGGUUUUGGAUUUUAGCAAGCUCACAUGGGCAGCAGCAAAGACAGCUUCAAAAGUCUACUUGUCCCAAACAGAUGUCAUGUCAAGGGUUCCUCCAUGCAAAGGCCAUAGUCUGGUAUCCUGGGGAAAGACUGUGUUUCUGAUUGGAGGAAAAAUGGAUCCGUCAUGUGAUAGGGUCUCAGUCUGGGCUUUUGAUGUAGACGCUGAAUACUGGUCCCACAUUGACGCAAAAGGAGACAUCCCGGUUGCCCGUAGUGCUCACACUGUGACCAGAGCAGGUUCAGUCUUGAUCAUGUUCGGUGGUGAAGAUGCUAAAGGCAGAAAACUAAAUGAUCUUAAUAUGUUUGAUCUCAAGUCUCAAAUGUGGCUUCCUCUUCAGUAUACAGGGACAAAGCCAUCUCCUAGAUCCAACCAUGUCGCUGCUCUAUAUGAAGAUAAACUACUACUUGUAUUUGGAGGGACAUCAAAAUCUAGGGUUCUGAAUGACUUAUAUUUGCUGGACUUUGAAACAAUGAUUUGGUCACGAAUUAAAACUCGUGGCUUGAAUCCAUCUCCUAGAUCAGGUUGCUGUGGAAUAUUAUGUGGUGCUAAGUGGUAUAUCACAGGAGGUGAAAGCAGGAAGAAGAGACACAAUGAGACAUUGGUCUAUGAUGUUUUGAAACAUGAGUGGUCCCUGGCUGUUGUAUCAACUUCUUCUUCCAUAACUACUAACAAAGGGUUUAGUAUGGUACUAGUGCGGCAGAGGGAAGAUGUCUUCCUUGUUGCAUUUGGUGGCAGCAAGAAGGAACCAUCGAAUCAGGUUGAGAGUUUACUUAUUGCACACAAUGAGCAGUCUACAUGCCAGUAUUCAGCUCCUGAAAAAGAUCCGCCACAAAUAGCAGAAUGUUCAACUAUUUUUUCAGAGUUGACCAAUCCACAUAAUGCCAGUGCUCCUUCCCUUGCUGCUGCCACUGCUGCUAAACCAAAUUUUUUGUCGAUAUUGGAGCACCAUUUUUCUGGUCGUAGAUCUCAGUCAGAAUCAAAUUCCACAAAUAUAGAUACAGUAUCCGGUAAUGUCUCUCUCCGGAAGCAACAUCAUGAGGAAGAUCACAACUCGGUGUUGCAAAUUCAGAGGAAUCACACUGACACGGUCUAUGGGGAACCGGAUGAUCUGAUAACACGAACUGCAACCCUCUCUCAGAAAAACAAAUCCUUGGACCAGGGGGUUCAGGUGGACAUUGCUAGAGCUGCCUCUAAUUCUGAAGCUGAGAUGCUUGGAAUAUUAGAACCUGAGAAUCCCAGAAACCUGAAAAUCACUGGAAAUUUACAGUCAGAUAAUGGUGAUUCUUCGAAUAUCUUGGAUAUAGAUGGUAAAGUGAUUGCGCCUGCAAAUUCCCACCAAGAGUAUGAAAUCAAGGUUGCUGCUUUGCAGAAAAAGAAUGGCGUGCUUGAGGGGCAACUCUCUGCUGCAUUGGCAGGCAGAGAAGCCAUUGCGAAGAACUUGUCAGCUGUUCUAAAGAGUCGACAAGAUAUUGAGAAAAAGUUGAGUGAAUCAUUAAAGGAGAUGGAGGUGCUUAGCGAGAAGUUAGCAGCUGCUGAAUUGGCACAAGAAGAAGCAAACAGCCUCUCAAACAUUGUUCACUCGGACAAUGUACGGCUUGAGCAUGAUGUCGCAUUUCUCAAGGCAGUUCUUGAUGACACUCAAAAGGAGCUGCAAUCAACCAGAGGAGUGCUUGCCGGAGAAAGGGCGAGAGCAUUCCAGCUUCAGGUGGAGGUUUUUCAUCUUAAACAAAGGUUACAAUCAGUUGAGAACAGGGCACCUACCCCGAGGAAGCCAUACCACAUUUAACGAUCUCAAUUUUUUUGUUCUUGAUGUAUUUGCAGUACCACUUUCAUGGUUCUAUAAAAGCCAGAAUCUCUCUCUC
Messenger RNA from Amborella trichopoda, 2590 nucleotides. Its product is annotated as Galactose oxidase/kelch repeat superfamily protein. Lineage: Eukaryota; Viridiplantae; Streptophyta; Magnoliopsida; Amborellales; Amborellaceae. Gene Ontology annotation, molecular function: protein binding. The record is from RefSeq and is a predicted model, not a curated record.